AUGAAACGUGUGCUGUUUUUUCUUCUCUUGGUGCUGAGCGUUACUUGUGUGGGUGCUGUGGCUGGUGUGGAGGCUGCAGAGCAGACUCUUCAAGAAGCUGGUGCUCUUGAAACGCGUUCUGCUGGUGUUGGUGCUGUUGGUGAUGAAGCUUGUCCUUCAGAGACGACUGGUCCACAGUGUAAUAAGAGCACUAGGGGAUCUGAAGAUUCUCGUAAUCAUGAUUGUACGAAAUCUACAGAGGAAAACAAAUGCAUAACUGAGGGUAGUGACACUCAAGAACAUUGCACUCCUACUACUGAGUCUCCUUGUCCGAAGGAACCAGCGCCAACUACACCGAAAGCGCCUGGUCUUAAUGAAAGGGGUUCUACUGAGGACGUCGGACCAGAUACAGUAUCUGGUGGUCCUACAGGUGAAAGAGGUGCAGUUGGCAGUGAGCAGGGUUCUGGCACUCAUUCUGGUAGUGAACCCGGCUCUUCUUCUGCACCUCCUACUGUAUCUCCUCCAUCUCAAUCUACGACUAAUGAGGAGAGAAGAGAAACAUCUCCAAGUGGCCCUCAAACUGGAAACAGCGGCGGCAGUACAACAGAAGAGAGUAGAGCUAACCAGGGAGGUGAUGCAACACAACCCACUUCUUCUUCACCCAACAAUUCAGCCACAGCGAGUGACGGUGAAAGUGGUGUUGAGAGUGAUGGUACAACGGCUGCGAAUGGCAGUAAACCUACAGAGAGUGAAUCACCAAGUACCCAAGAAGGUGUUGCAGAUAAUACAGAAAACACCACCACCACCACAACAACAACAACAACACUUCCUCCUGAACUCACAAACAACAAGAAGGGUGAUGCAGACAGCAGCAGCAGUAUCAGCAGUUCUGUGUGGGUGCGUGUACCACUACUGAUUGUGGUUACACUGGCCUGUAUUCUUGUGUGCUGA
Molecule: messenger RNA, 930 nt
Organism: Trypanosoma theileri
Lineage: Eukaryota; Euglenozoa; Kinetoplastea; Trypanosomatida; Trypanosomatidae
Exons: 1
Coding region: 1-930 (309 amino acids)
Source: RefSeq, a predicted model, not a curated record